AUGCCAACCUCCAAACGACUCAGAGUCUCGGAGGACGAUCCCCUCACCCGAGCAAUUGCACCUCCUCCUUACGAAACACCUGCAGAGCGGGAGGAACGACUGGCGGCAGAACAAGAAGCAAAGCGCGUCUCUGACGCAAUUGACGAGGAGCUCAACAAACAACGUAUCUCAGAGAAGAAAGGUCCCAAAGCAAUCAAGAUACUGCUCCUAGGCAAAUCGACAACGCUGAAAAACUUCCAACUCAUGAACUCUCCUAAAGCCUUUCGCUCAGAGCGUGCUUCGUGGAGAGCGGUCAUCCAACUCAAUGUUGUUCAAUCUGUUCACGCCAUCUUGGACCUAAUGUCCAGGGCACAUUCCUCGGCACACAACCCUUCAGCCUCGAUGAAUCACACAGCAAAUUCCCCUUCUACACCGUCCAAGGAAUAUCCUCCACUCAACCCAGAGCAUUUGAAGCUCAAGAUGCGCCUAGCUCCAUUACUACAAGUCGAGGCUGCGUUAAUGAAGAAGCUUCUCCUCAAUGGCCACUCCCAGCUCUCUAAUCCUGCACAUUCCCAGCAAGAAAUCAGUGUCAACUCUUCCGCAGGCUGGAAGAACACGUUCAGUCGGCUGAUGGGUCGAAAUAGUUGUGACAGCGCAGAUCUAAUCGACUGGUCUGACCCGGACGACCCUGGCGUAGUUCUGAACGCUUGCGCAGAAGACAUGAAGCGGCUUUGGACGGACCCUAUCGUUCGGAAAUUGAUGGAGGUCGAGAAGAUGAGACCAGAAGAGAUGGCUGGGUUCUUCCUUGAUGCACUGGAUCGAGUAACUUCACCGCGGUACAUACCCACUGAUGAUGAUGUUCUGCGCGCGCGGCUAAAGACACUUGGAGUAUCAGAACAUCGAUUUACUAUGAAAACAGGUCACAUGGGAUCACCUAUGAGCCAUGACUGGCGCGUGUUUGAUGUUGGCGGCCAAAGAUCACUGAGAGCCGCAUGGGUGCCCUACUUCGAUGACAUGAAUGCCAUCAUUUUCCUGGCACCCAUAAGUUGCUUUGACCAGGUUCUCCAAGAAGACCCAUCUGUAAAUAGAUUGGCUGAUUCUUUCCUCCUAUGGAAGUCUAUCGUGUCUAAUCCCCUGUUGAAGAAGACAGAGCUGAUACUGUUUCUAAAUAAAUGCGAUAUCCUUCGCGCGAAGCUCGCUUCAGGCAUUCGCUUAGCUGAUUACAUUGUCAGCUAUGGGAGUCGGCCGAAUGACUUUGAAAGUGCUAGUCAAUACCUAAAGAAGAAAUUCGCUGGCCUGCUAAAAGAGCAUUCUCCUGAGCGACUAUACUAUUUCCAUCUGACAUCUGUAACUGACACGAAAUCGACAACAUACAUCCUCGAGAACGUGCAAGAUGUUCUCGUCCGUGACAACCUGAGGAGAAGCGCGCUUGUAACCUAA
Molecule: messenger RNA, 1419 nt
Organism: Suillus subaureus
Lineage: Eukaryota; Fungi; Basidiomycota; Agaricomycetes; Boletales; Suillaceae
Product: G-alpha-domain-containing protein
Exons: 12
Coding region: 1-1419 (472 amino acids)
Biological process (GO): adenylate cyclase-activating G protein-coupled receptor signaling pathway
Cellular component (GO): heterotrimeric G-protein complex
Molecular function (GO): guanyl nucleotide binding; G protein-coupled receptor binding; G-protein beta/gamma-subunit complex binding
Source: RefSeq, a predicted model, not a curated record